UUCCCAAUGGGCCAAGCCCAUAUGUAAACCCACACCAAGCCCAUAAAAAGGUUAGAAAACCCUGUUCUUUUCUUUCUAUCAUCAACGAGGUUUUGAGUCGUCGAAGAAACCCUUUCAGCGAGUGCCGCCGCCGCAGACCUCUUCCCUGCAGCACCGCAUUCAACAUGUCUCUCGUGGCAAAUGAAGAAUUUCAACACAUUCUUCGUGUUUUGAACACAAACGUUGAUGGCAAGCAGAAGAUAAUGUUUGCCCUUACCUCAAUUAAGGGUAUUGGAAGGAGAUUUGCUAAUAUUUGCUGUAAGAAGGCUGAUGUUGACAUGAACAAAAGAGCUGGUGAGCUUAGUGCUGCUGAGUUGGACAAUCUGAUGACUGUGGUUGCCAAUCCUAGGCAAUUCAAGAUUCCUGAUUGGUUUUUGAACAGAAAGAAGGAUUACAAGGAUGGCAAGUUUUCUCAGGUUGUUUCAAAUUCAUUGGAUAUGAAGUUGAGGGAUGACUUGGAGAGACUCAAGAAAAUCAGGAACCACCGAGGUUUGAGACACUACUGGGGUCUUCGUGUACGUGGUCAGCAUACCAAGACUACCGGUCGUCGGGGUAAAACAGUUGGUGUCUCAAAGAAGCGCUGAGUUAUUAUGUUUUUUAUCUUUGUAUUUCUUUCUUUGAUUUUUGAAGAAUGAGUUAUGUUAUUCUGUUAAAGACUUGUUUAUCUUUUCCUCUGAGAAUGUAUUCGAAUUUUGUUGCAUCUGAAUAUGGAUUGUGGCCAGCUUCGUUGAUAUUAUUUUAAAAUUGAUCACUAUUAUAGCUCUAA
Cicer arietinum (chickpea) is the source of this 805-nucleotide messenger RNA. RefSeq names its product small ribosomal subunit protein uS13z/uS13y/uS13x-like. Gene Ontology annotation, molecular function: RNA binding; structural constituent of ribosome. Gene Ontology annotation, biological process: translation. The record is from RefSeq and is a predicted model, not a curated record. Gene Ontology annotation, cellular component: cytosol; ribosome; small ribosomal subunit. NCBI's taxonomy places the organism in Eukaryota, Viridiplantae, Streptophyta, Magnoliopsida, Fabales, Fabaceae.